Dreissena polymorpha is the source of this 6824-nucleotide messenger RNA. RefSeq names its product FAD-dependent oxidoreductase domain-containing protein 2-like. NCBI's taxonomy places the organism in Eukaryota, Metazoa, Mollusca, Bivalvia, Myida, Dreissenidae. The transcript is spliced from 12 exons. Gene Ontology annotation, molecular function: flavin adenine dinucleotide binding; monooxygenase activity. The record is from RefSeq and is a predicted model, not a curated record. The coding region runs from base 200 to 2041 and encodes 613 amino acids.
CAGGAAGAAAUUGAUAUGCCUUUGAAAUUAUUCAGAGAUUAUGUGACGUGUUCCAAUUUAGAGCGGCUUAAAUCUAGAGAAAGAAGAAAUAAAGAGAAUUAAACCUAGGUUAAAAGUACAGAUAUAACACAGACACCACACAAUCUAGACAUAACAGGAAGGCAUAGCCCUUGCUUCCAUUUAAAGCCUUCCAAGUGCCAUGCUUCGAUUCUUUCUUGCAACGUGUGUGAUAUUGGUGGUGUGUAGCCUGUGCGAGGGCUACACCGAGUACUGUGUGAUAGGGGCGGGGCCCGCAGGUCUCCAGAUGGGGUACUUCUUCAGUCGCGCUGGACGUGAUUACAUCAUCUUUGAAAAAUCAAAUGUCUCAGGGAAUUUCUUUGUCAAAUAUCCACGCCACCGAAAGCUGAUCAGUAUUAACAAACGCUGGACAGGCAAAACCAACAAGGAGUUCAACCUCCGUCACGAUUGGAACAGCCUUCUUAGCGACAAUGAAGACCUUCUCUUUACCAAGUAUUCCAAUAAGAUGUUCCCGCAUGCUGACGAGAUCGUAAAGUACUUCGAUGACUUUCAGAAGACGUUUGGGCUGAAAGUCCAGUUAAAUACAGAGAUCCGUAACAUUCAGAAGGAGGUUUGUGACAUGGCUCCUGAUGGUCACAUCUUCACCAUGGUGGACCAGAAUAACACACCCUACAGAUGUGGUCACCUGAUCAUCGCUACAGGGAUGAGUAAGGCGAAUGCGCCCGUGUUUGAGGGGAGCCAAUAUAUUGACACUUACGAGGAUAUGUCACUGAACACAGACGACUAUGAGGGGAAAACGGUUCUCAUCCUUGGCAGAGGAAAUGCAGCCUUUGAGACAGCCACACACAUCUAUGGCUCCACCAACCUCAUCCACAUGAUUUCAAGGUCACGGGUUCGACUUUCAUGGGCCACCCACUAUGUGGGGGAUCUAAGGGCUGUAAACAAUGAGUUGUUGGACACCUAUCAGCUGAAGUCACUGGACGGGGUCCUGGAGGCGUCUAUUGAUGAGAUGGGGCUUAUCAAGAAUGACAAGGGGCAGUUAAUUCUUACUGUAAAAGAUGGUGACACUAGCUCACAUGCGGAGAUGGACUUCGAUAACUUUGCGAUGCGCGAGCCUUAUGAUAAGAUCAUCAGAUGCCUUGGAUUUGUUUUUGAUACGGAUAUAUUUAAUGGUUCAAUGACGAUAAGCAGGCCAACGGGUCGCGCCAAGAAGUACGCUUCCAUCAACUACAAUUACGAGUCAAAGGACCACCGCGGCAUGUUCAUUGCUGGAACUGCAUCUCAUUCGUUGGACUUCCGCAAGUCAGCCGGGGGCUUCAUUCACGGCUUCCGAUACUCAGCUCGUGCCUUAUUCCGUCUGCUGGAGUGGCGAUACCACCGUGUCCCCUGGCCCCAUACCAGCGCCCCCUCUUCCCAACUGCUGACCCACAUUCUCAAGCGCAUCAAUGAGGCUUCUGGCAUCUAUCAGAUGUUCUCUAUACUCGGUGAUGUCAUCAUACUCAGGAAUGACACGUACAUGUAUUUAGAGGAGUUCCCAAUCAAUCUGAUCCACGAACUCCCAGAGUCGUCCGGUCAUGACGCGGGCCGGAUAAUCGUCCUAAACAUGCAGUAUGGGGCCUCGUUUUCCGGGCCUGGCAACGACAUCUUCAGACUCAACCGGGCCACCGGUGACCCCUCUGAGGCCCAUGAGUCGAACUUCCUGCAUCCUGUCUUCUAUUAUUAUGAAAAACUUCCAUCAGGCAAUGAUAUGAAGUACAAGCCAUUGUUGGAGCAUCUACCCCGUCCUGAUAGGCUGCACCACAUUGUGGAGGACUUCCUUACGACAUGGGACGGCACCACAUCGCACAUUCUCCCCCUGCGACGUUUCGUGGAGGCCGUUCUGGACCAGGACAUGCGCAAUUACCUGGCAGAGGACUGCAUGGUGACAGCCAUGACAUCCACUGACAUACCGCACAAAUGUGACCAGUUCUACAUGCAGGGGGAGGGAAUCACUGGGUCACAUGUGUACCAAACAAUUAUGUAAACGGCCAGAUAAUCACAUAUAAGCCAAGAAAACUGGACUUUGCACAAUAAAUAUGCGUAAAGUGUUUACCCGAAUUAGCCUGUGUGGUCUGCACUUGUUAAUCAGAGACAAAACUUUUUCCUAUUCAUUGGAUUUUCUUUCAAAAGAGACUGCCUUUAAACAAAAAAAACCAUGAAAGAGGAAAGUUUCGUCCCUGAUUGGCGUAUGGGGACUGCAAAGGAUUAUCUGUGAUGAUACUUUAUGCACAUGUAUUAAACCCUGUAUUCUCAGUGCAGAGUAUAUAUAUGUAUAUCAAAACUGCUUUUCUGCAACAAGUUUGUGCCUUAUAUAGCCAUUUUGAAAAUCCUCAACAUGUUUCUGCUGAAUUAUUACAUUUCUGCUUUAAUAUGUUGUAUCAGGUUUAAAGAAGUUCAGUAAAUGUAAACGCAAAAUAAAAAUAUUGUGACAUGUGCAGAUAACCAAACGUUGCAUAGACCUCUAAUUUAUAUCAUCAUAAUUUAUGUUGUUUUAAAUAUGACACUUUGUUUGCUUUAUUAUGCUCCCUGAAAUAAAAUUUUGGCGGAGCAUAUAGUUGCCAGUUUGUCCUUCCUUACUUCCUUACUUCCUUCCAUCACACUUUUGCUACCGUUUCUCAUAGCACCUUCCAUUCUUUACCGAUCUCUUUCAUAUUUGGCAUGUAGGUACUUUGCAUGGACCUCUACCUUUUGAUGAGGUUUGAGGUCACUGGGGUCAAGGUCAAGGUCACCGAGGCUAAUAAUAGAUUUUUCUGUCACACUUUUGUUACAGUUUCUUAUAGCACCUUCAAUUCUUUACCAAUCUCUUCAUAUUUGGCAUGUAGUUACCUUGCAUGGACCUCUACCUUUUGAUGAGGUUUGAGGUCACUGGGUCAAGAUUACCUAGGCUAAUAAUAGAUUUUUCCGUCACACUUUUGUUACAGUUUCUCAUAGCACCUUUAAUACUUUACUGAUCUCUUUCAUAUUUGGCAUGUAUGGACCUUGCAUGGACCUCUACCUUUUGAUGACGUUUGAGAUCACUGGGGUCAAAGUCAAGGUCAUCGAGGCUAAUAAUAGAUUUUUCUGUCACACUUUUGUUAAAGUUUCUCAUAGCACCUUCAAUACUUUACCGAUCUCUUUCAUAUUUUGCAUGUAGGUGCUUUGCAUGGACUUUUCCCUUUUGAAGAGGUUUGAGGUCACUGGGGUCAAGGUCACAGAGGCUAAUAUUAGAUUUUUUUAGGUGGUUAUUAACACAUAGAUUGACAAAGCGCAUCAUCUGGGAGCAUCCAUCAGUUUCACUGAUAUUCUUGUUUUUGAUUUUGCUGUUAUGAGGUAUGUUCUCGUUUUGUCAUGCAUGGCUACCUACAACAUUUGUGUGCACAUUAGAGCCAUUCUGUCUUGUUUGAAAUGUAUGUAAUAGAGCACAAAUAUGUCUAGUUUUUAUGCCCCCGGAUCAAAAGAUCGGGGGUAUAUUGUUUUUGGCCUGUCUGUCUGUCAUUCAUUCAUUCAUUAUGUGUGUCCCAAAACUUUAACCUUGGUUAAAGUUUUGCAAUAACUUUUGCAUUAUUGAAGAUAGCAAAUUGAUAUUUGGCAUGCAUUUGUAUCUCUUGAAGCUGCACAUUUUGAGUGGUGAAAGGUCAAGGUCAAGGUAAUCCUUUAAGGUCAAAGGUCAAAGCCGCAAAAAAGGGGGCAUUGUGUUUCUGACAAACACAUCUCUUGUUAAUGAUGGUUUCAUGAGUCAAAUUGUUUUUCUGACAAAUAACUCACGGAGUACCAAAGAGUUAUUCUAGCAAGGAUGUUAUAAAAAUGAGAACAUCAUUAAGAAUCUUUUACUUGUUUAUCUCAAGAGGUUGAAAUUCUUCCCCCCAUCUCAGGCAUAGAAAUGAGCAAUUUAAGUAGCCAGUCAAAAUCCUUAUUUUAUGUCUGACAUCAAUACAGUGUUACAGGUCUGACUGUAUGAAACUGACAAUCUGAGCAAAUAAACAAACAGCGGAACUUCAGCUGCUCUAGCUUAAGAGAAACUGUAUAGCAUGUCAUAUUAUAUUUAUGGCAAGAAACAAAUUGCCAAACAGAAGACACAAAAUAAAUGUCUACACAAAACACACAAAUUCCCAACAAACACCCCUGGUUAUAAUUUGCCAGUAUAUAGGACUUGUGGGAUUGCCCUUAUUAUAUCUUGGCCAAGUUCUAAACUGGGACCUGUGGGGUCAAAGGAAGGUCAAUAGGUUAAAGGAAAAGGAACACAAAGCUUUAGAAGGUAUCUUAGUUGCUUUCAUUCUCAUUUAAACUUGGUUAGAAAUUUGUAACUAUGAUAUCUCCACAGAGUUUGGGUCAUACAGAAAUGCAUAUUAUGUUUUAGAAAUGUAAAGGUUAUAUGAAAGAUAUGAAAUGUAAAGGAACAAUAAUAAUAAGAAUCUAUAUUUGUACUCUUUACAUAAUACAUGUAUGCAUAACUUUGUUUUUCUAUUAUCCAUUUUUUGCCAUUGUUUCAAAACAUGUGUUUCAUCAGACAAGUAUACAUAGUUGUUUCUCUCAUGUUAAACUGCACUGCAAAUGGUACUUGCACUUAGUUUAAAGUUUAGGUCUGGUAUGUGCAUGGUUUGCGAUACAUAAGACUAUGAUACUAUUUAGGCAAAAACUAAAUGAUCAGUUGUUUGACAGAAUUUUGCAUACAAUUUUAUAGCAAGCAAGUGAAAUAACAAUACUUUUGUUUCUUUUUCAAUGUAAUCAGAGGCGAUCACAAAUUGAAGAAUACAAAAUUAUGACCAUAUUAAUUAAAAAUUUGUUCAAUGUGAAUGAAAGCUGUAUAUAUUACUAAUAGGUUCAUUUUGAUAAAUCUUCCUCAUUCUUUGUUUGACUUUGGUUUGUGAUUUCUAUUAUAGAAUGAUGUUUACCACACUUCCUUUGAUUACAGUGGAUUGGUGUAUAGCGGAUAGCGAAGGACUUCGAGUCUCAUUUCAACGUAAACACCAUGCAUUCAGUAAUUAAACCAUUAAACCUAGAUAGACACAUGUCUUUCCUAUUGAAACAUGCCAGCGGUUUUAAUUUUCCGAAAAAAUAUUAUUUGUUUACAGCGCGAAUUUCAUGGUACACUGAUUCAGCCAUUACCGGAUCGCUUAGGUCUUUAUCUGAUUACAUGGGUAUCGUGUUAUUUCUUGAAAUUUGACACAGCAUUUGUAAAAAUAAUUGCAAUAUAUGUACAUUUCCAGAAAGGAAAUUCAUUUCUGCGUUUAAUAAGACCAAAUUCAUGGAAAUCGCUGCACAAUUGAUGAAGUAAUGGCUGUUCAAAGCGAUGCACCCUAUAUUCGGGUCAUUUUGAGUUUAAUAUCUUGUUAUAUAUAUAUAGAUUUGAUAGUGAAAAUAUGUUUUCAGAGACAUCGAUUUUUCGUUAUAAUUUGAUUAUUUUUCAUUAAAAAUGAUGUUUUCGUUAAUUAAUAUUAUAGCCACACGCUAACCACAUGUGUAUUGGACAACUUAAUUGAGUUUAUAUUUAUUUUGAGACAAUCCCGUCAUUCCUGAAUAUAAGUCACCACAUUUCCGUUAUUCACUAAAUCCCGAGUUACAGCUUACAUGCUUAUUUUAUAUGGUACGCAUCAAUUUGCUUUCUGAGCAUUCUUACUUUUGUAAAGGACACAUACUACUAAAAUAUUACAUCAAUGAACAUUAAAUUUACCAAACAAAAUCUGCAAAAUUCAAGAAACCAUUCGUCUGCACUUUUCCUGUCGUCACAAAAACGGUGCGUACAUAACGUGACCUUGUUUUGCUUUCGAAAAAAGAAACAGUUGUAAACAUUGACACACGUCAACAAAAACAUGAAUCGACUUAACAAUGAUAUGCUUUUUGUUUUCAAUUCAUAGAAAACUAUAAAUCUUAACAUAAAUAAAAGUAUUUUGCAAGAAACGUUUAACCUAUCUGUUACUCACUAAAAUCCGUUAUACACCAAUCGAUUGUAUAUUUAUAUAAAUACUACAGAUGAAGGCUAAGGUCAAAGAUGUUAAGUAUUGAAGAACAAGAUAUACCCCGGUAGUAGCAAAAGUAAAGCCUCUACACUGUUAUGUUUGUCAAGUAUAUAUUACUGAUGUAAGAACUCUAGAAUGGAUGACUUGAUAGGCAAUGACCACAACAGUUGCUAAAGGCGUUUUACACCUAGAUUUUUGUGUGGAAAUCAUUACUGCAGAAACAACAAGGAAUACACAUUCUCAUAAUACAAGAUACAAGAAUCUUUAUUUAACGUCGGAUGUGAAUAACAAUAAACAUAAGCUCAUGAGCUAUUUCUGUAGACAUGACAUCAUCUUGAUUGAGAAUAGACAAAUUGUUUGCUGUAUAAACAUGGAUUCACAUCUGUCAGACAGAACAAGCAUGACCACGUUAUGAAAUACUGUCAGUUGUUUCAUUUCCUUUUAUGCAGUGAAGACCCCUUUGAUGAAGUUGGUUUAAAUUGAUCCUUUGUUACCAAAAAUGUUUAUUAUAUUUAUUUGUAUGGUUUAAAGAAAAUGUUGAUAAUCCUUUACAAGUUUGUAAAUACUAAAAUUAUAUUUGUUGACUCAUAGAAAUGUGUUUAACUUUGGAUUAUAAUUGUAGUUUCAUUCAAAUAGAAACAUAAUUGAACUCUGAAAUUGUGUAUUGAAUCUGUUCUUUCUUUGGUUGAUCACUUAAGUGUGAGCACAUAAGCCUAUUUUUUGUUAUGAUUUAUUUUUCUAUGUGUUUUUGUUUUGUAUGCACUUACAAAAAGUAAUAUUAUUUAUAGCAAAAUAUAAAUACUAAUAAAAAUUGGUUGGGUUAUAUAUACA